Ilex paraguariensis (yerba mate) is the source of this 378-nucleotide messenger RNA. NCBI's taxonomy places the organism in Eukaryota, Viridiplantae, Streptophyta, Magnoliopsida, Aquifoliales, Aquifoliaceae. The record is from the annotation of a GenBank genome assembly.
AUGUUUCCAUUACAAGCCAUUAUGCCUCUUUGUGUCUGUCUCUCAAUUUUCCGACGACUCUCGAAGUGGCGGCCACUUCUAUUCUACACCAUGGCGUGGACGGUCCUUCUAACGGCAACAGUGGCAGUGGCAUCGUUCUCGGCCGAGAUUGCAUUUGUGAUUGCCGUGUCACCGUCUUCGUCUUUCUCGCGGCCUUGUAAUGUGGUAAGAACCCGGAUUCCGGUGGAUGUUCGUGUGCUAGCCGGUUCACUUGGUGAAGAGGUCUGGUUCGGAUGUCAUUGUGCCAACCGUUUUUGUUGCUUCGGUUGUGGCCGGUUCUACAUGCAUGAUUCGAGCCGUGGGCUUGUAAAGCUCACCAAAGCAGUUGAUUUGAUUUGA